AUGGAAAAACAUAAUGUUACUGAAUUUGUUUUGAUGGGACUUUUUGGAAAUAAGCAAACAGAACUAGUGUUUCUGUUCUUGUUCCUGCUCUGCUACCUGACACUCAUAAUGGGAAACUCUGUCAUCAUCCUCACUGUCACCUGCAGUCAUCUGAUAGAGCAACCAAUGUACUACUUUCUCUGCCACCUUUCCCUCAUGGACCUCUGCUACACCUCCACUGUGGCUCCCCGACUUAUCAGCGACUUGGUUGCAACCAGAAGAGACAUUUCCUACAACAACUGCAUGACGCAGCUCUUCACUGGCCACUGGUUGGCGGGUGUGGAAAUAUUCAUCUUGGUGGCCAUGGCCUUUGACCGUUAUGUGGCCAUUGUCAAGCCACUGCAUUACAUGGUGAUCAUGAACCGGAAGAGGUGUAACUUGCUCAUCGCCAUGGCCUGGGGUCUUGGUUUGGGGCAUUCUCUUGCAUUACUGCUCAUGGUACUGAAUUUACCAUUCUGUGGUCCCAACGUGAUAAACCAUUACAUGUGUGAUGUCAAGCCUCUUUUGAAACUUGUUUGCAAAGAUAUCCAUGUGGUUAGCAUCUUAGCGAUUGUCAAUUCGGGGACAGUAUUAGUUGUAAUUUUUACUGUGCUGUUAACUUCAUACAUACUCAUUUUAUGUCAUCUUAGGACAAGAUCCUCUGCAGGGCGGCACAAAGCUCUCUCUACCUGUAGCUCUCACAUAAUGGUGGUUGUUCUAUUUUUUGUGCCUUGCAUUUAUACCUAUAGCCUACCUGUGGAAAGUGCUAAUGAGGAUAAACAAAUCUCUGUGUUCUACACAAUGAUAACUCCCAUGCUAAAUCCUCUCAUAUAUACUCUGAGAAACAUGGAGAUGAAAAUGGCUAUGCGGAAGAUAUGGUGUCAAAUGUCUCAUUCUGAAUUAAUGUAA
Molecule: messenger RNA, 927 nt
Organism: Dipodomys ordii (Ord's kangaroo rat)
Lineage: Eukaryota; Metazoa; Chordata; Mammalia; Rodentia; Heteromyidae
Product: olfactory receptor 4P4-like
Exons: 1
Coding region: 1-927 (308 amino acids)
Biological process (GO): G protein-coupled receptor signaling pathway
Cellular component (GO): membrane
Molecular function (GO): olfactory receptor activity; G protein-coupled receptor activity
Source: RefSeq, a predicted model, not a curated record